This is a messenger RNA of Malassezia vespertilionis, 1356 nucleotides long. It is a transcript of the gene BFR2, whose product is annotated as rRNA-processing protein bfr2. The record is from RefSeq and is a predicted model, not a curated record. The transcript has a single exon. Gene Ontology annotation, biological process: maturation of SSU-rRNA from tricistronic rRNA transcript (SSU-rRNA, 5.8S rRNA, LSU-rRNA). Gene Ontology annotation, cellular component: nucleolus; nucleus. The coding region runs from base 1 to 1356 and encodes 451 amino acids. NCBI's taxonomy places the organism in Eukaryota, Fungi, Basidiomycota, Malasseziomycetes, Malasseziales, Malasseziaceae.
AUGGGCACUAGUGCGAUGCGGCGCAAGGCACGGUUGUCCGAGUCGGAUACGUUGAAUGCGGAAAAAUACCGCGGUACCCGAGCAUCGCGUGCGGAAAUGUUUCAAAACGAGGGAGAAAGCAGUGAUGCAGACGGGAUAGAAGAUGACGACGACGAAGACGACGACGAAGACGACGACAUCGGCGACAUUGGCGAAGACGGCAUUGACGACGAUGAAGACGAUGAAGACGAUGAAGACGACGACGAUGAAAUCGGCGAAGAUGAUAACCUCGACAUUGUCAAAGACGACGAUGAAGACGACGACGACAUCGAUGAGGACAAUGACAAUGAUCACCACCACAUCACCGCCCAAGACGGCUCCAUGAAAGACAAUACCGGCGAUAUCCAUACAGUAGCAGCCCAAGAAGAAAACUCCAGUGUGCUCCUUGGUCAGCUUCACUCAAAGCAAACACAGGAUGCACACAAAGGGCACCAAGUACACAAACAAGUCCGCGCGUGGGAGCGUGCGCUCCGCAUCCGCAUUGCAUUUCAGAAGCUAUGUGCGGGCACAUCGCAGCUUCCACCAAGCAACAAUAUGCAUGCAUAUCUAGCGCAAGCCCCUGAGGCACAUGCAACACUAACACAAGCAGUUACAGAGCUUGAAACGGCCGCAGAAACAUUGCAGGGAAUCCGCACACGACUGUGGACCGACAAUAUGCGCGCACUUGCGCCGCAGCUUAACAAGGUUGGGCGCGAUACAAGUGGUUCAACUGCACUAGCCGACCUGGAAACCACAUUGGAAGCACCGCGCCGUGCGCUCCUUGCGCGGUGGUCAAAUAAAGUCGCAGCUGCGCCCGACACAAACAAGGCAGGCUCCAAGCUCAACUUGCGUGCCAUCAACCAGAACGUUGUAGAUCAACUGGAUCAAGCACUUGCAGGCGAUGGUCUCCAGCGGCUCUUGGAACGUACCCGUGUGUGGCGCUCUGACCCCGCCGAGCUCUUGGGGCGCGACACGGAUGAGAGCCAAGAUGCGCCGCGCGACGACGUUUUUGACGAUAGCGAUUUCUACGGCCAGCUACUGCGUGACUUGAUUGACAAUGCACACGCCCUUGAAGCUGGCACAGCCGCAUAUGCUUCGCAUGCACUGCAAUCCAAAAAACGCAAACGCGCCGUCGAUGUGCGUGCCAGCAAAGGCCGCCGCAUUCGCUACGAAGUGAUGGAAAAGGUGCAAAAUUUUAUGCCGCUUAUUCCCCGCACGCUCUGGGACGAUGCACAAUCUGCACGCUUCUUUGCAAAUCUCGCGGGCAGCACGGAAGCAGCCGAGGCAGAGGACACGGAGAAGGCAGCGCAGCACGACGGGUUCCGCCUAUUUGCCUAG